GCAUUUGGGUUGAGGUUCUCACUCGUUGCUCCUUACUGAAAACUUGAGGCCAGGGUGCCUCUCACUGUGCUGUGUGUUAUCUUAAACACAGAAGAAGAGGUUGAGGAGAGGAGGGAGAAGAAGAGCAAUUAUGGCAGCGGAGUCAGUGAGCGUGGCGUCGUCUCUCUGCAAUCUGAAUGGGUCGCAGAGGAGACCGGCCAUGUUGAGUCCGGUUCGGUACAUGGGUGCUCGACCAAAACCCUAUAACGCUUCCGCUACUUCAUCUUCUCUCUCUCACUUCCUUGGGAGUUCCAGAAUCAAAAUCAGUUCUUCAAAGCUCUACCAUUUGCACCCCAAGACUCCAAGAAACUUGUCAGUUUUGGCUAUGUCCGCUGAUGAGACAAAGCGUGCUGUUCCGUUAAGGGAUUAUCGCAAUAUUGGUAUCAUGGCUCACAUUGAUGCUGGCAAGACAACCACGACUGAACGAAUUCUCUACUACACUGGGAGAAACUACAAGAUUGGAGAGGUGCACGAGGGAACAGCUACAAUGGACUGGAUGGAACAGGAACAAGAAAGAGGGAUUACUAUUACUUCUGCUGCAACCACCACAUUCUGGAAUAAGCAUAGGAUCAACAUUAUUGACACUCCUGGUCAUGUUGACUUCACCUUAGAAGUGGAGCGUGCCCUUAGGGUGUUGGAUGGAGCUAUAUGCUUGUUUGACAGCGUUGCUGGUGUGGAACCACAAUCAGAAACGGUGUGGAGGCAGGCUGAUAAAUAUGGGGUCCCACGAAUUUGUUUUGUAAAUAAGAUGGAUCGUCUUGGAGCCAAUUUCUUCCGAACAAGAGACAUGAUUGUAACAAACUUAGGUGCCAAACCACUUGUAAUUCAGUUACCAAUUGGCUCAGAAGAUAGCUUUAAGGGAGUUGUUGAUCUGGUAAGGAUGAAAGCUAUAGUUUGGUCUGGAGAAGAGUUGGGUGCCAAGUUUGACUAUGUAGAUAUUCCAGAAGAUCUUCAAGAGUUGGCUCAGGAUUACCGAUCCCAGAUGAUAGAAACCAUAGUUGAGCUGGAUGAUCAGGCUAUGGAGAAUUACCUGGAAGGAGUUGAACCAGAUGAAGAAACUAUAAAAAAACUAAUCAGGAAGGGAACCAUUGCAGCAAGUUUCGUGCCGGUGAUGUGUGGCUCAGCUUUCAAAAACAAAGGGGUCCAACCUUUACUUGAUGCUGUGGUGGAUUAUCUACCUUCCCCAAUUGAUUUGCCACCAAUGAAGGGCAGUGAUCCUGAAAACCCUGAAGUGACAAUAGACAGGAAAGCAGAUGACGAUGAACCAUUUUCUGGACUAGCUUUUAAGAUCAUGAGUGAUCCAUUUGUAGGUUCCCUCACGUUCGUCAGGGUGUAUUCUGGAAAGCUUACUGCGGGCUCUUAUGUACUCAAUGCAAACAAGGGGAAAAAAGAGAGAAUUGGCAGGCUUCUAGAAAUGCAUGCAAACAGCAGAGAGGAUGUUAAAGUAGCUUUGACAGGUGAUAUUAUUGCUCUUGCAGGUUUAAAAGAUACUAUUACAGGUGAAACGUUGUCUGACCCGGAGAAUCCGGUUGUGCUUGAGCGGAUGGACUUCCCCGACCCUGUUAUAAAGGUUGCAAUUGAACCCAAAACUAAAGCUGAUGUUGACAGGAUGGCUGCUGGUUUAAUCAAACUUGCACAGGAAGACCCUUCUUUCCACUUCUCUAGGGACGAAGAGAUUAACCAGACAGUAAUUGAAGGAAUGGGAGAAUUACAUCUCGAAAUCAUUGUUGAUCGACUCAAAAGAGAAUUUAAGGUUGAAGCCAAUGUUGGUGCUCCCCAAGUGAACUAUAGGGAAAGCAUUUCCAAAGUCUCGGAAGUAAAGUAUGUACACAAGAAACAGUCAGGUGGACAGGGUCAGUUUGCAGAUAUCACAGUUCGGUUUGAACCCAUGGACCCAGGGAGUGGAUAUGAAUUCAAGAGUGAAAUAAAGGGAGGUGCUGUACCGAAAGAGUACAUUCCAGGGGUCAUCAAAGGAUUGGAAGAGUGCAUGAGCAAUGGUGUUCUUGCUGGCUUCCCUGUUGUUGAUGUACGUGCAGUGCUUGUGGAUGGUUCUUACCACGAUGUAGAUUCAAGUGUGCUGGCAUUCCAGCUUGCAGCAAGAGGAGCCUUCCGGGAAGGAAUGAGGAAAGCCGGGCCAAGGAUGCUUGAACCUAUAAUGAAAGUAGAAGUUGUUACUCCUGAAGAACAUUUGGGUGAUGUAAUUGGUGAUCUCAACUCAAGAAGAGGUCAGAUCAACAGCUUUGGUGACAAACCAGGUGGCCUUAAGGUUGUGGAUGCUCUGGUUCCUCUUGCUGAGAUGUUUCAAUACGUGAGCACACUCAGAGGAAUGACAAAGGGACGUGCUUCCUACACAAUGCAAUUAGCCAUGUUCGACGUGGUUCCACAGCACAUUCAGAACCAACUUGCCACAAAGGAGCAAGAAGUUGCCGCUUAGUGUCUCUUUCCCUUGUUCACAAGGACAUUUUUCUGUUAAUGUAAUUUAUGUUCAUUGUCCACUAGUUGGGGUUUACUUAUCUUUUUGAAAUUUUCUUCUCUUAAUUGUAAUUUUCCUUUGUCCAAUACAA
This is a messenger RNA of Arachis stenosperma, 2603 nucleotides long. RefSeq names its product elongation factor G-2, chloroplastic. Gene Ontology annotation, molecular function: GTP binding; GTPase activity; translation elongation factor activity. The transcript has 4 exons. Gene Ontology annotation, cellular component: mitochondrion; chloroplast. Gene Ontology annotation, biological process: translational elongation; mitochondrial translation; ribosome disassembly. The coding region runs from base 131 to 2473 and encodes 780 amino acids. The record is from RefSeq and is a predicted model, not a curated record. NCBI's taxonomy places the organism in Eukaryota, Viridiplantae, Streptophyta, Magnoliopsida, Fabales, Fabaceae.